This is a messenger RNA of Opisthorchis viverrini, 456 nucleotides long. RefSeq lists its product as hypothetical. The coding region runs from base 1 to 456 and encodes 151 amino acids. The transcript has a single exon. Gene Ontology annotation, molecular function: ubiquitin protein ligase activity; protein-folding chaperone binding. Gene Ontology annotation, biological process: positive regulation of proteolysis; protein quality control for misfolded or incompletely synthesized proteins; proteasome-mediated ubiquitin-dependent protein catabolic process. The record is from RefSeq and is a predicted model, not a curated record. Gene Ontology annotation, cellular component: cytoplasm. Lineage: Eukaryota; Metazoa; Platyhelminthes; Trematoda; Opisthorchiida; Opisthorchiidae.
AUGAUAUUACGUCUGCAGGAUUCCAAGCCGAAGGGUGAAUAUACUCCCAUGAAUACGGUGGUCUCUCGUUUUGGUCCCGAGAACGGAACUUUUUUUAUAUUACCAGUUGUCUGCCACAAUACUUGCAGUUUCGGUUGUUCUGUCGCGGCUGAUCCCGAAAAUCUAAAACUUCUUUCCCACCGUUUCUUCUUUCAGGUUGACAGUCGUCGUCAGAAGCGUGAAGUUCCCGAAUACCUCUGUGGUCGCAUCAGUUUUGAACUGAUGCUCGAUCCAGUUAUCACCCCGAGUGGGAUCACUUACGAUCGUCGCUCCAUCCUUGCACAUUUGCGCAAAGUCGGUCAUUUUGAUCCCAUUUCCCACCAGCCUCUCACAGAAAAUCAGCUUAUACCAAACCGAAUUAUGAAGGAGGUUGUUCACGCAUUUCUGGAAGAAAACCCUUGGGCAGAGAACUACUGA